This is a messenger RNA of Nothoprocta perdicaria, 6882 nucleotides long. RefSeq names its product G protein subunit alpha 12 (gene GNA12). Gene Ontology annotation, cellular component: brush border membrane; heterotrimeric G-protein complex. The transcript is spliced from 4 exons. The record is from RefSeq and is a predicted model, not a curated record. Gene Ontology annotation, biological process: adenylate cyclase-modulating G protein-coupled receptor signaling pathway; Rho protein signal transduction. Gene Ontology annotation, molecular function: G-protein beta/gamma-subunit complex binding; guanyl nucleotide binding; GTPase activity. Bases 1 to 1155 code for a protein of 384 amino acids. NCBI's taxonomy places the organism in Eukaryota, Metazoa, Chordata, Aves, Tinamiformes, Tinamidae.
AUGUCCGGCGUGGUGCGCACCCUGAGCCGCUGCCUGCUGCCGGCCGAGGCGGCGGGGCGCGGCGAGCAGGGCCGCCGCGAGGGCAAGGAGCGGAGCCGCGACGCGGAGCGCGAGGCGCGGCGCCGCAGCCGCGACAUCGACGCGAUGCUGGCCCGCGAGCGGCGCGCCGUGCGCCGACUCGUCAAGAUCCUGCUGCUGGGCGCCGGCGAGAGCGGCAAGUCCACCUUCCUCAAGCAGAUGCGCAUCAUCCACGGCCGCGAGUUCGACCAGAAGGCGCUGCUCGAGUUCCGCGCCACCAUCUACGAGAACAUCCUCAAGGGCUGCAGGGUUCUGGUCGAUGCACGGGAUAAGCUGGGGAUCCCUUGGCAAUACACGGAGAAUGAGAAGCAUGGAAUGUUUCUGAUGGCUUUUGAGAACAAAGCUGGAAUGCCCAUCGAGCCAGCCACCUUCCAGCUCUAUGUCCCGGCCCUGAGCGCGCUCUGGAGGGACUCGGGAAUCAAGGAAGCCUUUAGCCGUCGCAGCGAGUAUCAGCUGGGUGAAUCAGUGAAGUACUUCUUGGAUAACCUGGAUCGGAUUGGUCAGCUGAAUUACUUCCCCAGCAAACAAGAUAUUUUGCUGGCUAGAAAAGCCACUAAAGGAAUAGUAGAGCAUGAUUUCAUCAUUAAAAAAAUACCCUUCAAGAUGGUGGAUGUAGGUGGACAGAGAUCUCAGCGUCAGAAGUGGUUCCAGUGCUUUGAUGGAAUAACUUCAAUCUUGUUCAUGGUCUCCUCCAGUGAAUACGAUCAGGUCCUUAUGGAAGACAGGCGCACAAACAGACUUGUGGAGUCCAUGAAUAUCUUUGAGACAAUAGUCAAUAACAAGCUUUUCUUUAAUGUUUCUAUUAUCCUAUUCCUCAACAAGAUGGAUCUUCUUGUCGAGAAGGUAAAGACUGUCAGCAUUAAGAAGUAUUUCUCGGACUUUAAGGGUGACCCUCACAGGCUAGAAGAUGUUCAGCGUUACCUGGUGCAGUGCUUUGACAGAAAGAGGAGGAACCGCAGCAAGCCGCUCUUCCAUCACUUCACCACUGCCAUAGACACUGAAAACAUCCGCUUCGUGUUUCACGCCGUGAAGGACACCAUCCUUCAAGAGAAUCUGAAGGAUAUUAUGUUGCAGUGAAGGAGAGCAGCCCAUAUUCUGUUAAGAUUUGCCAGAGGGUUAGAUCAAAGGUUUUAUUCUUUCUUUAUGGCCCUUGCAUGUGGUGGAGGACCCAUGCUAUUUACUUGGCUCAGGAAUGCUGUAAACUAGCCAGUCCAAACAGAGGAGCUAUAGGCUGAAGGAGUCAAAUGUUGAUGUUAGCUACUGAAUCAUUUGGACUAGAAACACUACUGAAACUGGCCAUUGUAGGUGUUCUUUACCUAGUUUGGAAUACUGAAUAACAUAACCACCUUCUGCCUUCUUACAUAUUUUUUUUUCUCUGAGAAACCAUGUAAGGAAGACACUUUGUUUUAAAUGAAUAUGUUUAUUCUCAAAGACACUAGUAAUACAAACUGCCUUUUUUGUAGUUUGGAGGUGCUGAAUUAAUCCAACUAAUCUAAAACAUAACAAGAUUGGUAGCUGUAUUGGUGAAUGUUAACCAAGUUGUGUUCUUAUCAACCUUGGGUAUGUAACUAGGUCUUGAGUGCAUAUUCAACUCUGCCAAGGAUCUAGGGUCCACUUUUCAAGGUGGAUGCACAGCUCUUGUCUGAAGGUUUUGCAUGAGUCUCCUGAAGCCAAGGCCUGAGACAGUCUUUAUAAAGGAAACCAAUACUGGAGGAAAUUGGAUGGGAAAUCUAUGAUGUGGCUAAUAUGGAGAAAGGUUUAUUUUGCACUAUGUGGCAAGGGUAUUACACCAUGGGGAAACAGAUUGCCCUGGUAAAGCAGCCUGUGCCAGAGCAUCUGACCAUGCAUGUGGACAGCAGGUGCUGUAGUGAGAUGCACUUCAUGCCAGUUCAGCCCUGCUCUCACACCUGGAGCAUUUGACAGCAUUUGUGAAGGUUUAAUCUCUCAUGUGACAGGGGUUUAUCUGGUUUUAGAAGUAGGAAAGCUGAUUAAACUCUGAAGCAGAGGUUUGGGUAGUACGGCAGCUGCUUGACUAGCUCCCGAGAGCCAACCUUAUAGGAAGGCUGAACACUCUAGAGGUCCCAGUUUUACAACUGCACUGAUGUAUUUGGACAGCAGGACCUUGCUGUAAAAUUAGCCCUUAAUCUGUGUCUUAAUGGGAUCUUUAGCCUGUAUUAAUGCACAUGUAAUUACGAGUACAGUCAAGUUUAGAGUGCCCAUUUCAGGCAAUGGUUUGUGUGUAAAGUUGCAAGAGGCUACAAUUAAUGUUGUUAUAUGAACUGUUAAUUUUCUAGCUUUCUCGAACUCGUGUAACUGAGGUGCCUUUCCACGUACAGAUAAGUCAGAUCUUUUCUAUUGCAGUGGGGUACAUGGACAAACUUAAGAUCUGCCUUUUAUCUCAGCAUUGUAGUGGUGUGUUUUAGCUAAUUUUUAACCGUAGUUUACUGUGCAAUUGGUGUCAUAGUUUUAUCUAAGAAUAAAACCUGAAGGGCUAUUCAUACCCAUACAAAGUCAGCAGGUUCCCUGGAGUUCUUAUCCCCUUUGAGACUGUAAUGGCAUGUCAAAACAAGCAACAUUUACUUCAGCUGGUAAUCCGAUGGGAAAUGUGGUCUAAAAAAACCCUGCUCCGUUGUCUUUUCAUGUUGAUUUGGAUAAAAUCUGAAAUCUUUUCUUUUUUCUUCCUCUGAAGUCUGCAGAUGUUCAGAUUGGUGAAUAGUUUCCUUAUGUAGCAAUCUGGUUUUCUUUUGCUGCGGAUUUCGGAGUGAAAAACGCGUGACUGUUUUAUAAUGCUAUGUAAAGCGCAUAGUACUGAGGUAAUAAGCAAGUUAAAAGUUGCAGACAGGAAAAUCAAAUUUAAAUUUAAGCUUCCAUUACUUAGCCAACUUAAAUGGGAAUUAGCUUCCUUGUAAGAGGUCUUUUUUUAAAAAACCCGAUCCAAAUUUGUCUUUUUAAUAUUUAUUCAUUUUUAACCUUGAAGAGAAAAUGUCAUGAGAAUCACCAAUCUUCAGAUGGGGAGAAAUCUUUAAAUUAUUACAUUUGAAAAGGUAGUGUUUCAGCACUAAUUGAUGCAAAGAACAGCUUGCUCGUUGUAGAGGGUUCACUGCUCUAAGCUAGCCCAUCUGCUCAAGUGGAGACUCCUUUCAACACUUCCAGAUAUUCUUGGAGUGCUGGUAGUGACCUCCACUUCAUACAGACAUUUGACUUUAUUUCCCAAUUCGUUGUGCAUUUUGUUGCUUCACUAAAUUUCCUGGAUUGGCUGAUGUGUUUUUCUCAGUUGAGUUAAAUAUUCCCUUUCAACUAUAUCUUUCUAGAGAAUUACCUCAGUUUUAUGUCUGCAUCUACUGUAGUUUUACCUGGGAGGCAUAGUGUGGAAUUUCCUGUUUUGUUUUUCUCUUCAUGAUCAUCCAUGAUUUUGUAUCCUUAGUCACCUUGGAGAUUUAAAACUCAGAACAGAUCUAAUAGUGCGAUGUAUAUUUAUCUAACUUAAUCUGUUGCACCUGGAAAAGAAAUAGCAUGAGAUAACUCUUAUUGAGCUGUCAAGGUUGCUAGUAAGCUUUCUUAUACAAUAGGGCAAUUUUGCACAAUUUAUCAGAGUUUUAGGGAGCCAGUUUGAUGACCUCAGACCCACUAUUGCCCUUCUUUCUGGUAAUAAAAUGGGCCUCAGCACAAAGCUCUAGACCACAGGUGGAAAUCAGUAGUUUUGGCUGUAUAGAAUCUGGUAUUUGAAGGCUCUGUUUUCUGCCCAACUUUGGGGUUAGCGGUUCACACCAAGAACGCAAGAUGAAGAAAAUCUUUUUGCACAGGUUAAGUGCUUCUCAAGUCUGCAACAGAUAUGACCUGUGGCCAUUUGAGGGAGAAGAAUUGCUUUUUAAGUGGCAGGUAUAUUUCUGCUGCUGCUAAAUACAGGAUCUGCUUCUUGCCACAGCUGAGAUUUUGGGUGGUUUUGUUUUUCCAAGGUAUGUGGUAGUACAAGAAAGACAGAAAUCCAUAUUAUGGAACCCAGUAAAUUGCUAACACAGAAUUUAAUUGGCGUAGGUUGUACAACCGUGUCAGGACAGGCUUGACCCCUUGCUCGGUGCUUUCACAAGAAACAACUGGCGACUUUAUUUUAAGUGACAUCCUGGAGAACUUUGCAGGUAAACACAGCUGGAGAGAACAUCUUUUUUGUUAACUUUAUGGGGUUAUUGUUCAUUUGGCUGGUCAGGAAAUGGGUCACAGGCAGGAUGAUAAUCAGAUGAAGCCCUUGAGCAACUGCUUUAAAAAAAGCCUUUUUCUGGUCCCACUCUGAUACCCGCAGGUCAUUGGCGGGGGAGUUUCAAAUGUGUUGUCUCUUGCAAGGACAAAGGGAGGAAGUGCUUGCAGCAUGUGCAUGCAGGAGAGAUUGAUGCAAUCUUGCAACUUGGCAAAAAAACUAACUAUUGGGAGUCUUUUACUAAACACUGCUUUGUAUUUGAUGUCCUGAAAACAGGACUGGAAACUCAGUAUAGUGUCAGUACCAUUGCUUCAAACUGAUGCUGUUGUUUUCUGAACAGGCUAAUUUCUAGAUGGCAUUACCAAUGAAUUGAAAUUAAAUUAACAGUUUUCUUUAUUUUCAGAAGUAAUUUGUAUAAAUGGCAUCUUUAAUAGGCAGUUGUCACUUUAAAGCAAUUACGUAGUUUCAAUGUUGAAGAUACUGAAAUUAUGAAACUGAAAUUAUUGAUCACUCAACUUCACACUGCAGUUCAUGAAGAGGUGUUUAAUUUGACACUAAAUGUCGGUCUUAUUUCAUCCAGUACAAUAACGUAGAUUAUUUGAUUUGCUAAUUUUGAUAAAUGUUUAGGUUUUAAAAGUACUGCAUUCAAACCUAGGACUAGACGUGAUACCAGCAUAAAGGAGCUCCCAAAAUGAUUUUUUUUUUUGCAGGCUUUCAGAGCUAACUUACACCUGAACUUCAACAAAGCAAACGUAAUGCAGAAAUUGGUAUUAAUUGCAAGAAACUGUAGGGAAAUAGGUACUAAGAUCUCCUCUAUACAUUGCACUGCAGAUAAAGCUUCAUUUUAAUAGGGUAUCUGAAGUAGUUCUGAGUGUGAGAGAGAGUCCAGUUGGAGCAGUUGCCCUACAACUCUCCAGGUAUUCAGUAGUUCUGGUUAUUGUAAUUUGCAGAGAAUCCUAGAAUCAAAAGUAAUCAAAGGAGUAGACAUGGAACCACUGAAGGAAGAAGCAGGUUUUUUUAAUAUCAGACAAUUGUCUUCCACUGAAGACAUUUUUUUUGCCUUUUUUUGUUUUUAAUGUGCCUUCUGCCUUCUUUGGGUGUCUGUCUUUAUAUUUAGCUCCACAUUUUGUCAUCUUUUCUAUGUAUGGACCUUUUCCAUUUUGCUAGGAGAGGAGGAAAAUCCACUGCAGCAAAUUAUAGAAAGUCUGUAAAAGGCCCUCUGGUUUUCAGCUGGCGAGUUUUGACCCCCGACGUAGCUUUGUUUAUGGCAUCAAAUUUCCAGCAGGGCUAUUUGGUGCCAGCUUGAGACAAAAUGAAGAUAUGCAAGAAUACCUCCACACAACGCAGCUUGCCCUAUACACUAAAACUUGAUCUCUCAAUGAAAACUAAACAUUGAUUCCUGUAGGUUUACUUACUAUUAAUCUAUAUAUCAUUUUUCUAGUAUAAAAUCAUGCAGCAUAGGGGAUUUCAUGUAGCACUGCCAACUCUUUACCUCAGUGUAGUCUUUACUAAUUCUGUAACACGGGAAAUGGUGGGCAGGAUGUUUCAGUAGCAGGUGUAGAACAUCUGAAUUAAAUGAUUUUUUAACAGAUUUCUGGGGCGUGUCCAUUGUAGGACAAGAGUCUUGACUGGCAUGUGCCAGACUUGAGCUGAACUAAUAUUGUCUCCACACGUUUCUAGAUGAGGACUAUCUAGCUUAGUGAGGAAAUACGGGCAAGACAAUGCAAGAUCCAGUGCUUUUUAAUAUUGCCUGUUUUGUAAUUAGCUGGGGUGAUCCCUGCGUUGUGCUGUGAAGUGGACACUUUUCUUAACACUUUUUUUUUUUGCAUAGAUGGAAAUGAGUAAAGCCAGGCUGUUUGGAGCUGAAACUGCUGCUCUGCUAGCCAAGUGAUGCUGUCUCUUUGCUCAUCUUGGUGGUUGAACAGCUUAGCUUGAUUCUUUUAUCUUUCUAAUGGCAUUUGGAAAGCAGUGAAGUUUGUCUGUGUGUUGAUAUGCUUGUCUUUGUGUUGGGUGGGGAGGAGCAUGGAGGUACUAGACUGCCAGUGCUGGUGGUUUGGAGCUUGACAUGACACCCUGUAUCACAGCCAAGCUCUUGGCACAUGUCUGGAGCUCUCCUCUUCUGUCUGAUGUGAAGACAAUCCCAGUCAGACAAGAAGGAGCAGCAGUGACUUCCAAGAUGGGCAUUCUGUGCCAAAAACCAAGUAUAUUGGAAGGGAGCAAGAGAGGGGAGCGAUUUUCAAAACACAUCCCGAAAGCUGAUGGUGCUUGGGGACUGUGUAUUGAAAUGAAAUGCGUUGAUCCAGCCGCUUUGACCGACUACAGGAGGACUGUUGGCUGCGUGUCUGUUAACAGCAGCUGGCACUGCUGUUGUUGCACACCCUCCCAGUGUAAAUCUCUCUUCGUCUGCCCAUAAGUGGGUGCUAAGACUCGAUUCCUUCUAAGAUAGGGUAGGCAGAUCUCUGGCCAGACAAUGCAUCUUGCUCCGUUCUAACAACUACUUAACCUGUCUUCGAGAUAUCAGACUGUGAGGAAUAUUUCAGGGGAAUGGCAAGCCAGGAGAUGUUUUCAUUGUUUAAAUGAGAGCUACAAUUUGAAGGAAAGCAAAAUUCUGG